AUGUUCCUCUUUUCCCGAAAGACCAAGACCCCCGUCAGCACCUACAGUGACUCCUACAGGGCCCCCACCUCCAUCAAGGAGGUCUACAAGGACCCACCUCUGUGGGCCUGGGAAGCUAACAAGUUUGUGACCCCGGGCCUGACUCAGACUGCACAGCGCCAUGUGGAUCCUGAUGCCCUGCAGAAGAUGCUCAGGUGUGCUGGGCAGGACUACAGAUACAGGGGCUCCACACCAAGCCACCCCUACUUCCCUGAGAAAUACUGGCUCUGUCCAGAGGAAGCAGACAAAUGCAACCCUAACUAUCUGUGUGGCAACCCAAACUACCUGUGCAGUAACCGGUAUAACACAUGGAGGAUGGCACCUUAUAACUGCUGGAACAAAUGUACCACAUACCUUCCCCGGCUGCCUAAGGAGGCUGGGAUGGAGACAGUGGUUCGAGGAAUGCCCUUGGUGUAUCCUCCUAAGCCGGAGCGACUCAAUGCCUACGAGCGCGAGGUAGUGGUGAACAUGCUGAACUCGCUGUCACGAAACCAGCCGCUGCCACAGAUCACGCCCCGCUGCGGGUGUGUGGACCCGCUGCCGGGCCGCCUGCCCUUUCAGGGCUAUGAGAGCACUUGCUCGGGCCGCCACUAUUGUCUGCGUGGGAUGGACUACAGCGUCUCCGGGCCACCCUGCAGGGAACACCGCCUGCGGCCUUUAUGCACAGAGCUGCCUACUGUAAGGAGUGUGUCUCCCUGCAAGCACCGACCCGGAAUGCAAUGUGCUGUUAUAACUCCCCAGCCGUCGUACUACGCCUGUCCGAACCUUAGAUGGGACACAAGUCACUUCAAGAAGACUGGUGGCUCCCAGAGAAAUAACUAUGUCGUCCACCCUGAGUUUGUGUCUGAGACCUAUCCUGACUACCACUGCUGGUAG
Messenger RNA from Rangifer tarandus platyrhynchus (Svalbard reindeer), 915 nucleotides. Lineage: Eukaryota; Metazoa; Chordata; Mammalia; Artiodactyla; Cervidae. The record is from the annotation of a GenBank genome assembly.